Messenger RNA from Saprolegnia diclina VS20, 1313 nucleotides. RefSeq lists its product as hypothetical. Lineage: Eukaryota; Oomycota; Saprolegniomycetes; Saprolegniales; Saprolegniaceae. The transcript has a single exon. The coding region runs from base 94 to 1254 and encodes 386 amino acids. The record is from RefSeq and is a predicted model, not a curated record. Gene Ontology annotation, cellular component: plasma membrane.
GCGGCCUUUCUGCAGAGGUUGCGCACUGCGAGCAUCACUUGGACGCUACUUGGCGCUCAGUGUCUCAAUCUUCCUUUUGCCACGUGCAGCAAAAUGCGUCUGGACGCUCUCGCUCUGGGGCUACUGGCGCAUGUCGUUGCCGCCGACACGACCGAGUCGGCCGUCACGCUCGUCCUAUCAUACGUCGUUCGCGCCGUGAGUCUCCGGUCGCCCACCGUGCCGACGCCGUCGCCGUCGCCGCCCGAGAGCUCGCUCGACUUGCUUCUCAACUACCACUAUUCGCACAUUUGGAGUGGUCUCCUCGCGGGGUUUGCGAUUCCGAUUGGGCUUGUCCUCGCGUUUCUCGGCUUCAAAAUGCUCAAGGUGUCGGCGCUCCUCUGCGGCUUCUCACUCGGCGGCCUCUUGCUCUACGUGCUCUCGCUUUUGAUUUUCGCCGAUCAGUCGUAUAUUGUCACGGCCACGUGGGUCGCGUUCCUCAUUGGCGCACUCCUCAUCGGUGCCAUCUCGAUGCUCCUCGACCAAGUCGGCAACUUUGUCAUUGGCCUCUGCGCCGGCGCGGCGUUCGCGGCACUCCAGCACAUUUCUUAUGGCUACAAGUACUGGCCGUCGAAUCCCAACGGCGCCUUGUACAUUAGCGUCGCGUCGUGGGCCCUCGUCUUUGGUGCCCUCACCGUCCUCGGUGGCAAGCCGCUCCAGAUCGUCUCGACCAGCCUCGCCGGGGCGACAAUGACGGUAUGGGGCAUUGGGUACUUUGCCGGGCGCUACCCCAGCGUGUGUGACCUUCCGCGCCAACAAGCGUUUGGAAAUGGACCAUGGGAGUAUGAUAUUCCGUCGGCGUGGUGGGGCUACCUCACGGCGACGCUCGUGCUCUGGGUCGCGGGCAUUGGCCUCCAGUUUGCUGUCACGGCCGUCGACCCGGUCGUCGUCAAGAAGGAAGAUCACCACGCGACGCACGAUGCGACGCAUCACCGCGAGCUGUACGCGCACCACCACCUCUCUCCGUACCGCAAGUCGCGCUCGCAACGCAAGUCGUCGUUCUCGUCGUCGUCCUCGUCGUCGGACCACCAUGCCAUUGAAAUGACCGAGCGUCGGCACCAAACUGACAAAGUCGACCAUCCAAAGACGGACAAGCACCGCACGAGCAGUCACGAGGCGUCGUCGAUUCCGGACGGCGUCCCGAUUGUCGAGACGCACUACGUGCAGGUGGGCACGCCGCACCACCAUCACGACCACCACCGCCAUCACCACUUUUAACCUUUCCAAACCUGUACACUACCCAAUACUAAAAAACUAGUCGUCGUCUUGUGCCCAUA